Messenger RNA from Aureococcus anophagefferens, 183 nucleotides. RefSeq lists its product as hypothetical. The transcript has a single exon. The record is from RefSeq and is a predicted model, not a curated record. Lineage: Eukaryota; Pelagophyceae; Pelagomonadales; Pelagomonadaceae. The annotation marks the transcript as partial.
CACUACGCGACGCUCGGCGUCAACUACGAGGCGACGCCCGCCCAGCUCAAGAAGAAGUUCCGCGAGCUCGCGCUCAAGUUCCACCCGGACAAGAACAAGACGCGGACCGCGGAGGAGCGCUUCAAGAAGAUCAACGCGGCCUACGAGGUCCUCUCCGACCCGGCGCGCCGCCGCGACUACGAC